Molecule: messenger RNA, 1080 nt
Organism: Colletotrichum fioriniae
Lineage: Eukaryota; Fungi; Ascomycota; Sordariomycetes; Glomerellales; Glomerellaceae
Molecular function (GO): 2-oxoglutarate-dependent dioxygenase activity
Source: RefSeq, a predicted model, not a curated record
AUGACCUCACAAGACCACGCGGUCCCAGAGGAGGACCCCUUGGCCGAGCUCAUCACCACCUACAACGAGCUCAACGGCGCCCUCAUCGAAGAACUGGACGAGGAGCCGAGCCCCCUCGAGUUCAUGCGCUACGUCGCCCGCAACACCCCCUUCGUCGUCCGUGGCGCGGCCUCCUCGUGGCAGUCGAAUAAGACGUGGGAUAAGGACUAUUUGCUGCGCAUGUUUAAAGAUCAGACUGUGAAUGUUGCCGUGACACCUUUUGGCAAUGCAGACGCUCCAACCGACCAUGAAGGAAAUGUCGUUUUCGCGAAGCCGCAUGAGGAGGAUCAGGACUUCGAAGAGUUUCUCAACUAUGUAAUCAACCAAGAAAAAAGUAAAGAUACGGCCUCGGAAGUCAGAUAUGCUCAAACACAAAACGACAACCUCCGCAACGAAUACCUCCCCCUCUUCACCCACGUACCCCCUUCCAUCCCCUUCGCCCGCAUCGCCCUCGACCGCGACCCGGACGCCAUCAACCUCUGGAUCGGCGCCUCCCGCUCCGUCACCGCCCUCCACAAGGACAACUACGAAAACAUCUACGUCCAGGUCCGCGGUCGCAAACACUUUGUUCUCCUCCCACCCUGUUGCCAUCCCUGCGUCAACGAGACGGCCCUCGCGCCGGCGACGUAUUCUCGUCGCGGAGGAAAAGAUGGUGAGCUGGUGUUGAAUAUGGACCGGGCCGCCAAAGGCGAUGAAGCAGAAGAAGGAGAAGAAGAAGAAGAAGAAGAAGAAACGGCAACAUCAAAUACCAUCCCCUUUGCGACGUGGGAUCCGGAACAGCCGCAUGUCAACGCGACGCCCUACUCUCACCUCGCCGAGCCCGUCCGCGUCACGCUGGAGCCGGGUGACAUGCUCUACCUCCCCGCCAUGUGGUACCACAAGGUCUCUCAGUCCUGCCCAGAAGACGGAGAAGGCUUCGUCCUGGCCGUCAAUUACUGGUACGACAUGGAAUUCAGCGGACCGUUAUACCCCCUCAGCGCCUUUGUGAGGAAUGUCAGCCUCAAGACAGCACCGGUAACUUCACAAGGAAAGAAAACAUAG